AUGCCUUUCUAUGCUAAUACUGAUCCAAUGAUGUCAAAAUUGUCUCAAAUACAGUUUGCAGAAAUGCCAACCAUGAAGGGUGACAAAUAUCCAGAUGUCGAUGCUCAUCGUAUCAUCGCACCGAUCAUCAGUCCAAUCAUGGAAGUCUUCGAUCAAAUGAAAGAAAACCAGCGAGCGCGAGAUCAGGCCGAGAAAAUAAGAAAGGAUAGAGACGACCAUCCAUUAAGCACGUCCCGAAGUUUAUGGGAAAUGUUUCAACGCCUCCAGCAACCAACAACCACUACAACAGAAGCUCCGCCAUUAAUUGAACGGCUAUUCAAACCAUAUAUAGAACCUUGGCAAAAACAACUGGACGAUUUUUCAAAAGACAUGGCUGGUAUUACUCUAAUUCCAACUACUACAACUACUCCUGCCCCAACAACAACUACUACUCCUAAUCUUCUUGAAAAAUCUCUCUCUAUGUUCUUCCCGUCGCUGCGAAGAAAAUCACAAUCUAUUCCUACACUUCCACCAACGACAACGCCAACUCCACGCUUGUUUGAUCCAGACAUGUUCGAUCGGCUGUUUUUCAAGCGUGACAAAAGACAGGCUACAAUAGCUCCUGCUCCGAAGUUUGACUUGUUCACUGUUCCACCGCCACCACCACUUUUUCAAGAAUGGGAGAAACCUAUCCUGGGCAUCGCGAAUCCUUUCACGCUGAAUCCGCUGAUGAAAAUGUUCACGACUCCAUCUCCACCGCAGACAUUGGCUCCACUACCGAAAAUUCCCGAACCAAACCCUUAUGAAACAGCCAAAGGCUUGCCAGAACCGCAGUUCAAACUACAGGACCCAUUCUAUAAUCCCCUAUUCCCAAGCAGAAAAAGUAAGAUCUUCGACUUGCUUGCAGGAGGCGAAGCUGGAAGACUACUGGGAUAA
Molecule: messenger RNA, 915 nt
Organism: Caenorhabditis briggsae
Lineage: Eukaryota; Metazoa; Nematoda; Chromadorea; Rhabditida; Rhabditidae
Exons: 2
Coding region: 1-915 (304 amino acids)
Source: RefSeq, a predicted model, not a curated record